This is a messenger RNA of Mesocricetus auratus (golden hamster), 3686 nucleotides long. It is a transcript of the gene Cnpy1, whose product is annotated as canopy FGF signaling regulator 1. The coding region runs from base 543 to 827 and encodes 94 amino acids. The record is from RefSeq and is a predicted model, not a curated record. Lineage: Eukaryota; Metazoa; Chordata; Mammalia; Rodentia; Cricetidae. The transcript is spliced from 4 exons. Gene Ontology annotation, cellular component: endoplasmic reticulum.
GACCAGGCCUCCUGCACCUUGACCCGUCUAGACGCCGCACGAGGUUUUGUCUCGGUUUCCAAGGGCGCGAGGUGCUCUUUGACCCGCGCCCGGGGCGUAGGUGGUGGCACAGAGCCCGGCGCGCCCCGGCAGGUCCCGGAGGGAGAGGGGGUGCCCGGAACGCGCGCCAGCUGUUCCCGGAGCAAGCCCGGGCCUGUGGGCGCCCCGGGUCCCACUCCCAACGACCACCUCAGCGUAGACCCGGCACAGCCGCCGCGAGAUGCCCGGAAGGCGAGGCGAGCGGAACGACGUGGGAUGGGCAGAAGCGUGACUUCCCCACAGAACUGUUGCGUUCACGACGCCCCGUCUCCUCCCAUUUUCUGUGCUUCAGCCUCUACUCAACAACUUUUUAAUAUGACCUCUAUAAGUACAGUUUCUAUAUUGUUCAGUUUCUUACUGCCCGCUGUCAAGCAUGUUAUUUUCUUGCUAGAAUUUAAGCUAGCUUUAAGGUUCCCCUGGCCCAGUCUGAGGCGUUCCUCGUGGACCUUUUGGAUAAAGUGUGUAUGCGAAUGAACGAUUACCAGCUGGAGGAUGAUCCAGUGACCAAACAGAAGUAUUUCAGGAGAUACGCUCCGAGAAAGGGAGACAAAAUAUACAAAGAAUACAAAAAGUUCUUCUUUUAUUCUGAUGCCUUCAAACCUUUGAAAUUCGCGUGCGAAGCCAUCAUUGAAAAGUAUGAGGAUGAGAUAUUUGCACUUAUCGCCCAGGAGGCACACCAUCUAGCUGACAUGCUGUGUAGCGAAAAAUCAGAUCUAUGUGGCACUCCAGUCAAUCAUCCUGAGCCCUAAGAGUGAGGAGUGGAGCCAUAGCCCUAAAGGUCACUGUGUGUCUCGUGUCGUGUGACUGCCAUGAUAAGAAAUUCCAUCUCAUGUCUGCUGGACUCGUCUCAUGCCUGAUAUUGGUUUGAAAAUCUCUGGCUUGGCAUCAUGACAAACCCCAAGUCUUCUCUUAGGUGAAAAGAAGUUUAUAAAACUGAACACCCCUUUGCAUAUUUGCAUGGAAGCUGGGCUGGCAAUAGAGCAUUAAAUUUUGCUGAGGGAGAAAACGGCAAAGCCAUUUCUUGAAUUCAGUAGGGAUUUAAGAGUGGGUACGAGUGUCUCGUAGCAAAUGUGCCUGACACUUCCGUAUACAGUUUGCUAUUUGGAAGGAACUUGGUUUGAUUUCUCAAAUAGUUGAUUGACCACAAAUUCAGUGCCUUCAGUUGCAAGUAAUAUCGUGGCUUGGCUAUUCUGGGAGGUUCUGUAUGGUACUUGUAAAGCCACUCUUCUCAAUCAGGAAUGGGGCUACAGAUCUGGAGACUCUUAAAUUUUAGGACUUUAUCCUUAAGAUUCAGUAGAAUAAGCUGGGUAGUGGUGGUGCACGCCUUUAAAUCCCAGCACUCGGGAGGCAGAGGCUGGUGGAUCUCUGUGAAUUUGAGGCCAGCCUGAUGUACAGAGCAAGUUCCAGGACAGCCAGGGCUACACAGAGACCCUGUCUCGAUUCCUUCCCUUCCGCAAAAUUCAGUAGACUAGCUAAAAGAGAGUGAGUAGCUAGUGCCACCGUGAAUGGCCAUCAUGUCAUCUUUCCUAAUUACGCUGUGAGUUCAGAUGAUUGCAAAGGUUACCUCGUAGUGGGUUUCAAAAGCUACAGUGCUGAAUGUUUUUGUCUUGCUUGAAUCUCUCUUGGUUUGUUUUCUCUCACUAAUCAUAGUGUGUAGAUUUUCCUACAGGCUGAUUUCUCACUCUUCUAUGGGACUUUUAUUUAUGUAUUUAUUUUUGGAUGUGGAAGGAAAUUCAUCUCUACUACACUUACUGUAACGAAAUAUAGUACUCCUGCAUGUUCUCAUUGCCUCUGCUAAAUUUGCAUUCAGUAGAAUUGAACUUUAAUUAUUCAGUGUAUGAGGGUACAGGUUAUACCUGUUUAAUUAAUAAAAUUUUCAUCACUUGCUUGGGUAACAGGCAAAUUUUGUACUGGAAGAGCUAAAAUGGUUGUUUAUAAAACCAUCCAGAAAAUGCACUAUUGAGGUCAUUUACUUAGGCUCUUUGGCCAGAAUAAUCCUUACAUUUGCAAAAAUUUACCAGAAUGAAGGGAAGAGAUUUCUAUUUUCCCUCCCCCCUAGUCUUAAGCCUUAACGUGACUGGGAAUCUGGGUAAGUGUGCUUUUGCAGUGUGUCUGUGACUGCCGGUGUUAUAAACCCUCUGUAACCCUGUGAUUCUGUGCUCAGACUGUAACCCUGAAAAUGUAAUUUAAAGCCUAGCCUGAGCUAUAGUGGGAGAUGUCACAAAGUGGGGGAGGGGUCGUCCUUGUCCCUGUAUCUUAUUUCUGUAGCCUGUAAGAUUAGCCUGGCCUUUGAGAUAGGAAGUCUUUUUUUCUUACUUGAACUUUCUUGGUAAGUGCACACUAGGACACUGUUUCCUAAAAUUCACCUUCAUGGGCACAGGCUGAGAAGGCGACUCUAAAGAGGCUUCCCAUUUUCAGGCUCGUGUUCACCUGCGGGGGUCUUCAUGCAGAUGUAUGGCCAGACUCUUCCUUCCCAGUUUUUCUUGGAUUUCUCACCAAACAGGAUCUUGGAUCUUACAAUGGUUUUGGUAUCUCAUGGCCAUUUUUUUUCAUAAUUCUUUUUCAUAUCAAGCUUGUUGAGCUCACGUAAAUGCAUGUAGCUUACUGAGUUGCUGAUUAAACCUCAGUUCAGCGGAGAGUUACCCAGAGCCCUGGGUCUCCCUGCUUGCUUCCUCUGAGGAGCCUGCUUUGCCAGGGAAUAGUAGUAGGACAGAGAAGCUGUGUUAGUUGGCCACUCUCCUGCCUUUAAAAUGACACCAGAAUAAGAUGAAGGACCGGGGAGAGCCACUACCACCACUAAAAACAACAACAAACACCCAUGCUGCACAACGAAGUUUCUUAGAGUUGACAAAAAUCAAGCUAUAUGGAGGUCAAAAAAUAAAUAAUAAAAAUAUUAAAUUCAUAGGAAGGGAGGAUCAAUAAUAAAAGGCAGGAAGAGGAGACAUGUUAGGGCCUCCUUGGAAGCAUCACUUGAGCCUGGAUCCUCAAAACCCGCAAACCCAAUCGACCAAGACAAGAUUCUUAUCUUUGUUCUGCAGGUCGCUAUUUGCUAAGAACAAGCCAAGACUGCUGAACCUGUUUCACUAGAGAAUACAGAGUAGAACUGAACCAAAGUCCCAACAGGAAACAUCAACACUUAGACAAAGUCCUAGGACAUAUUCAAAGCACGAGCUCAGACUUACGUUUCUCAGCUUGUAUUAUGUUUAUUCUUACUGGUAUAGUUCGAUGUAACAAGAGAAGUUUAAACUGUUUUAUCAGUUGUGAAAGAGAUUUUGGUGGGAUAUUGGGGGAAAGUCAAUCUUUUAUGCCUGUGUGGUCUUCUUUUGAGCUUGAUACAAACUUGUGAGCCAAUUGUGAAGAGAUGGCUCAGUGGUUAAGGGCACUGGCUGCUCUCCCAGAGGUCCUGAGUUCAAUUCCCAGCAACUACAUGGUGACUCCCAACCAUCUGUAAUGGGAUCUUGGUGUGCGUGCAUAAAGACGCAUCACUCAUGUACAUAAAUAAAUACUUAAGACAGAAAUGUUAAAGGUCAAUCAGCAUGUAGCACCAUUUGGUUCCUAGACACAGUGAAGAAGUACAGUAAAUUAUUGCAAUAAAAAUAUACUUGUGA